AUGUAAUCAAGCAAACUAUUUACUUAGGAUAAUCAUUAAGAAAAAUCUCCAAUUGAAUAAAAAGAGGAACAGGUUAAUAAUUACGAUUAAAACUAUAAUCAAGAGCAGGAACCACAUUCUAAUGAUCUUAAACCCCUUGAAUCUGAAAAAUAACCCAUCUAAGUGGUUCCUGAUGUUGAAGAAGGGUUUUUCAAUCGAAUUAAAGGAUGCUCUUGCAGGAGACAGGCUGAUGAAAAAACAGAAGAAAACAAUGAUGGAUGCAUUACGAAGUUAGAUAAAUUCAUUUAGAAAUACUUCACUCCUACAUAUUUGCUUCUAGUAUACUAUUCUGUCUUUUCCACAGCAUUGCUUUUCUCACUUAAAUUGAUCAUUUAAGAUUAAGAUCUGUAUCAUGCUGAAAUUUUAGGGGGCUUGUUUCUAUUCGUUCAAGUUUUGAAAGGAUUGCUCAUCUAUUUUCUGAACGAUGAAUGGCUUGAUGAAUUGCCUUAUUUGGAUAGUACCUUUGAGAAUGGCUGGAGAUUAUUUAAGAUAACAUUCUUUGUUAUAACUAAUUUAGAUAUUUGUUAUUGGAUCUAUUACAUCUAUGCUUAAAAUAAAAAGGAUGGCACAAUUGAACACAUGAUGACACUGUGUAGAAUGGUAGAUGCAUUCUUCUUCAAUUUCCCUCUUAUGAUAGUGUUUUUCUAUCUUUAAUUGCAAGACUUACAAACCAUUCAAAUACCUUAUCUAGUUAUUGCAGGACUCAAUUUGCUCCAAAUAGUUAAUGGAUUCAUGCACUUAAACUUUUUUGCUGGAAGUUCCUUCUUAAGCAUCAGAUGGAGCAUUUAACUCAUUUGUGAAUUAUAUGUUAAACUCCUCUUAGUUGAGUCAGUGUACAUUUAGUUGGCAGAAUUCAAUAUUCAAUUUGAGUACUUCGGGUUAUUCUGUUUGUGUGGCCUAAUUCAAUUUUACUUAUUCUCUGAAGAUCAAGAUAUAAUUGGAUAAGUAUUGUCCAUAAUCUAUUUUCCCAAUUGA
Paramecium tetraurelia is the source of this 1014-nucleotide messenger RNA. RefSeq lists its product as uncharacterized. The record is from RefSeq and is a predicted model, not a curated record. The transcript is spliced from 2 exons. Lineage: Eukaryota; Ciliophora; Oligohymenophorea; Peniculida; Parameciidae.